AUGCCAGCCUCUAAAUACACAAAUACCGACGACGCCGCCGGCAGCUCAGUCACCACCGGCGGGCGAAGAUCGAGCGCUACGAGUCCUACUCGGUCAUGGAACAAAGGCGGGCUAUCGAGCCAGCAUCCUGCUUGGGACCUUGAGAGGUCUAUCAGGAAGGAGAGGGAGGAGAGGGCAGCUGCGGCUGCGGCGGCUAAGAAAGAACAGAAACUGCAGCGGAAGCGAGAGGAUCAAGAACAAAGUCGAGCGCUCCGGGAAGGGUCGGCGACUGAAGCUGAUUAUCAUGAGGCGAUGGAUGAAUACUGGAGUGACUAUGGGGACGAAGAAGGGGGUGGGACUAGUCUGUCUAGACAGUCUAGUACUCGUGGUCCCGAACAAAGAAUUCCUCGUAGUGAGGACGAGACUAGGGCGCCAACCUUUGUCGAUGACCUGCUCGAGUUUGCUGGUAUUCGGAGAUCUCGGUCUAAUGGUUCUUCCAAGAACACAUGA
Messenger RNA from Cryptococcus wingfieldii CBS 7118, 489 nucleotides. RefSeq lists its product as hypothetical. The record is from RefSeq and is a predicted model, not a curated record. NCBI's taxonomy places the organism in Eukaryota, Fungi, Basidiomycota, Tremellomycetes, Tremellales, Cryptococcaceae. Bases 1 to 489 code for a protein of 162 amino acids. The transcript has a single exon.